CCUGUAAUCAAGCCGAGCGAUCGCUCAUGCCGAGCACUGGAAGGGACAGCCGAGUACCUGAUUCAAGCUUGGAAGACGGCGAAAAGCAGGGCGGUUCUUGCGGGUUUCGACCGUACCGCGUCGGUACCUCUCGUAGCUUUCCAAUUCUUUCAUCGCGCAUGCCAGUUGCCCCACCAUCGAGAUGGGGUCAGAGACUCGGAGCAGUUGAGUCUGGCGCCUUUUCGCUGAGGUCUUCUCUUGGACGUUUGGCGGCAUCAUAGCAUCGUCCUUUUUUCUUCUCCAUUCAUUUGCAAAUCUUCCUCCAGCACAAUAUCCAGUCCCAUCGCUACUACCAUCACAGCUCACUCGCCGCCCGUGCCAUCAUAGCAAUACAUCGAUGCGAUACUAGCAUGGAAGGCUCAGAGUUUCGCCAACAGGAGGCGUCGAGAGGUGCCUCCAGCCAGCCCACUGCUCAUUCUGACAUGAAUCCAAAAGCCCCUGCGGCCGCCGUUCCGGCUGUUCGAUUUGCAUCAAAGGUUGAGGAGUUUGAUGCCGAAGACGGCCGUCGAUCAAGGAUCGAGCCUACCAAAGAUGCCCCUUCAAACGUCACACCUGAACAACUGAGAGCUUUGUCCCAAUCCUUGGCCGACACAAAUCUGCAGGAGCAACGAAUGCAGAGCUUCUCUUUCCAGCCCUUCUCGCUUCCGGCUUCAAGAGUUCCGUCUCAUGACAGCUCCGUCCAUGCUACUCCCCAGCAAAGCCACACUCCGACCGGGCGACAGUCCCCUAGGAUGCAUGCUACAUCUGAUGUAGUGUCACCUCCUCUGACCCCUUCCGGCACAACCGGAGCCGAUGGCGCGUCCGGCAGUCGUCUGAAGCCUGUAAACGCUCAGUCAGAUGGCGGGGUGGAUGUCUCUGCCAUUACGCCUCAAGCCUCUGGCCAAGGAUCAGACCAUGCCUCGCCUAGAAUUGCUCUGCCUCACCGGCCCUCCUCAUACGACCAUAUCUCACAAAGAUCCAGCAACCAAGAAGAGCGUGACGCCGGCUCGUCGCAUAGGAGGGGCAUGUUCAGCAUUGGGCCAGGUGGACACUCGGUUCCUGUGUCCAGAGAAUCCAGCCCAACUAGGAAGACCGCUUCUCAGUACUACUCUCGCCCAUUCACACCCGCAGGAGAUGCCAACGACCCCUAUGCUGCCAGCAAGCGGGCACCGCCAACUCGGAGCGCUGCCAAUAUUGAUUCUCGGUUCGUGUUUUCGAGGAAAAAGGGACGUUCUUCACCCAGUUCAUCCACCACCAGUUUGGUCAGACCCGACAAGCCGGAAAAACGUCACUCGGGCUUCCUUGGAGUGCUGAAUAAAAGCACACAUGAUCUUCACCAUACCGGCACGGAGUCUACUACACACAGUCGCAAUGCAUCAAUGUCUGAUCUCAAGAGGUUUUUCAAGGUUGGAAGUAGCCACAAGGCAAAAAAGUCCGAGUUCCCGGUUGUCAACGAACCGAAAUCAGCGGUUCAAUCGAGUGCCAGAUCAGCACAUCAAGUCCCUUUUGCAGAGGACCAUGGCUUGACUUCCAAGUAUGGAAAAAUUGGAAGGGUUCUGGGUUCUGGCGCUGGGGGUUCAGUAAAACUUAUGAAGAGGCACGAGGACAACACUGUUUUUGCUGUCAAGGAGUUCCGCCCAAGACAUACUUAUGAGUCUGAAAAGGAGUACGUCAAGAAAUUGACCGCCGAAUUUUGUGUUGGGUCGGCCUUGCAUCACGGUAAUAUUAUCGAGACCUUGGAUAUUGUUUCGGAGAAAGGGAAAUGGUACGAAGUGAUGGAGUAUGCUCCUUUUGACCUCUUCGCCAUUGUUAUGACUGGGAAGAUGUCGAAACCCGAAGUCGCGUGCUGCUUCCUUCAGAUUCUCAAUGGCGUCACAUAUCUCCACAGCAUGGGGUUAGCGCAUCGCGACUUAAAGUUGGACAAUGUUGUCGUCAGCGAGCACGGCAUUAUGAAGAUCAUUGAUUUUGGUAGCGCUCAUGUGUUCAAGUAUCCGUUUGAGGGAGGAAUCGUCCCAGCAACUGGCAUUGUUGGCUCAGAUCCGUAUCUGGCUCCAGAAGUUUACGACGAACGCAAGUACGACCCCCAGGCUGUCGACAUCUGGUCAUUAGCGAUAAUAUUCUGCUGCAUGUCGCUACGAAGGUUUCCGUGGAAGGUGCCUCGUCUGACGGACAACUCGUACAAGCUCUUCGCAGCUGAACCGACACCUGGCCAUGAUCCCAAGAAACUGAUCGCUCCGGCACGAUCGGCAACUGACUUGACAAACAUACCACAACGGGAUAUGUUCUCUGAAACUGACGCAAAACCGCAGAACGCCGGAGGUGCCGAAGCUCCACAGGCUCCUGGGAAGGAGUCACCGGCGGUCACUGGAAAGGAAGCACCAUCAGCUCCGGGCAAGGACGGAGCAGCAGUGAAAGAAGUGAUUAGAGGUCCUUGGCGUCUGCUGCGAUUGCUACCCAGAGAGAGCAGGCAUAUCAUCGGGCGGAUGCUUACAAUCGAUCCCCGCAAGCGCGCCACCAUGCAGGAGAUACUCGACGAGCCUUGGGUUUCUGAUACCGUCAUCUGUAGGCAAGAUGCGCCGGGUAAGGUCGACCCAGCUCCUGAUCACACCCACAUCCUAGAGCCUCCGGCCCAGGCGAAGUAGCGCUUGCCGUUUCUGGAUAGUUAGAUAUGGCCUGAAGAAGGAACAAGUCGGGUUAUUUCGGGAUAUGGAGUUGUGUGGAAGGUGCAUUUGGAAGCGUUCACAGCGAUAGAAGUCAUUUUCAAACAUAGAACUAGGUUUACUAUCAGAUGGGAUAAUAAGAGUAAUUUAUCUUUA
Truncatella angustata is the source of this 2834-nucleotide messenger RNA. RefSeq names its product kinase-like domain-containing protein. The transcript has 3 exons. Gene Ontology annotation, biological process: protein phosphorylation; intracellular signal transduction. The coding region runs from base 390 to 2660 and encodes 756 amino acids. Gene Ontology annotation, molecular function: ATP binding; protein serine/threonine kinase activity. NCBI's taxonomy places the organism in Eukaryota, Fungi, Ascomycota, Sordariomycetes, Amphisphaeriales, Sporocadaceae. The record is from RefSeq and is a predicted model, not a curated record.